Messenger RNA from Schizosaccharomyces cryophilus OY26, 2218 nucleotides. RefSeq names its product acyl-coA-sterol acyltransferase. Gene Ontology annotation, cellular component: endoplasmic reticulum membrane. The record is from RefSeq and is a predicted model, not a curated record. Gene Ontology annotation, molecular function: ergosterol O-acyltransferase activity. The coding region runs from base 334 to 1941 and encodes 535 amino acids. The transcript is spliced from 3 exons. NCBI's taxonomy places the organism in Eukaryota, Fungi, Ascomycota, Schizosaccharomycetes, Schizosaccharomycetales, Schizosaccharomycetaceae. Gene Ontology annotation, biological process: ergosterol metabolic process.
UACAGUUUUGCUUUAGAAAAAUCUCAAUCCAAAAAAAGCGCGUUCCUUCUUUUAUUUUUCUGUCGAUUGUUUAGUAAACAGUAUAUACGUACGAUGUUGGCAUGAACUCAAACGACUUGAUGGUAACGUCACCUUCUUUCCUGAAAAAAAUGAUCGGACUAUAAUUUGAUGACUUCCCCAAAGCGUUUUUUUUUCUUUUUUCUUAUUUUGUUUAAUUCGACAACAGACCUAACAUUCGUUGAUUUUGAUAGUUGAAACGUACACAACUCUUUUUGCCGGUAAAUUAUUCUUCCUGUUGUAAAAGCCUGUGGUACUUUGAGUUUUUUGAAGACCAUGAGUGAGUCAAACGGGUCUGUAACUCCCUCACCUGGAAACGAUGUUAAUGCAAUUAUAAAUAUCGAUAGUAUCCAUCCUACUCUAAGUCUGUUAAAGGCGUUGCCAGAAUGCAAUUUGGUUAUAAAAAAGGAAAAAGACACCGAUAAGAAAACUGUCAGAACUAGCUUUCCCUUGAAAAAUCAUAAAGACUUACUUCUUUCUGGAAGAGUGUACCAUGAUUAUGAUUUUAAGCCCCGAAAAUCAAUCAUGGAUCGUGCUACUGCUCCACAAGAGUUCGCAAAAAGUGAAUUUCGUGGAUUUUACGUUUUAUUUUGGCUUUCCAUGUUUGUCUGGAUUGUACAAUUAUACGCAAAAAGUUAUUGGUUACGGAACACCAUUCUCGGAUUGCCUAUUGCCAAAAUUGUCUUUCGUCAGUUCUUUGUUCUAUUUGGCUCUGAUUUUAUCAUGGUUCUUUUGACCUUCUUUUCCUUUGGCUUGCAAUGGUGUGUCGAAAAGCGAUACAUUGUGUGGGCAAAUACUGGCUAUGCUAUUCAACUAAUCUGGCAAGGAUGCUUCACGUCACUAGCUGUCUACUGGGUAAUUCAUCGGAAAUUCCCGGUCAUCCAAUGUCUUUUUUUUACCCUACAUUGUGCCGUCCUGGUUAUGAAACAAUUCUCGUAUGCCCAACAUUUGGGAUACAUGAGUAAAGCUCGUGAGUUACAUGAAGCUUAUGGUGAUGUUUUACAGCUGAUUCGAAAUAUCCUGAAAGAAGAUUCAGACGAGGGACAAAUGUAUAGGUUUGAAUUAGAAUACCCUGAUCAUACUGAAUCAAUUGACGCUUUAAAAGCCGAAGAGGUUGUUGCUUUGACCAUGAAAUACCUUAGUCGCCAAUUGCGGAGCGAGAAGGGAAACGUGGCUUAUCCAAAUAACUUGACUCUUUUAAAUUACAUUGACUAUUUACUUGUACCCUCACUUGUCUAUAGUUUGGAAUUUCCCCGCGUCAGCAAAUUUAAUUUGAAGUACUUAUUAGUCAAAGUAGCUUCUAUAUUUGGUGUCUUAAUUAUUUGCUUGGCUCUCGUGGACUGGUACUUUUUACCUACCGCUGAAAGUGUCCAAGGACUAGAUUUUAUGACAAAGCUUCACCAUGCUCCAUUUUUGAUGAGCAGAAUUUUGUUCCCUGCCGUUAUUCUCUACUUGCUAUUGUUUUACCUUACCUUUGACUGUAUUUUAAACGCCUUUGCUGAAAUAACCAAAUUCGCUGACCGGGAAUUCUAUGGUCCCUGGUGGAAUACCGUGACUUGGGAUGAAUUCGCCCGGCUAUGGAAUAUACCAGUUCAUGUUUUUUUGAUGCGACAUGUAUAUCACUCUUCUAGACAGAGAAUGAACAAGACAUGGGCUGUUUUCUUGACUUUUUUGUUGUCUGCCUUGGUUCAUGAAUUUGUAAUGCUUCUAGUUACUGGAAAGCUUCGUUGCUAUAUUCUAUUUAUGCAGCUCCUUCAGUUGCCCUUGUAUGAUUUGUGUCAAAUGUCUGGAUUAAAAAACAGGGCAUUACUGGGUAACCUCUUCUUUUGGAUUGGAAUUUUUACUGGUCCUUCGUUUCUUUGUAUCCUAUAUAUCGUAUUUUAAGAAACAAAAAAAGGAGGAAGGUAAAGAUAAAGGCUACUUUAGAACGUAUUAGAGAUUCCUCGUAUGUUUACUAUUCUGUGUCUAUGUCUUAUGAUAUUUAUGAUGACAAAUAUUGGUUUCCUUAAGGAGAUAUAUCAGCUCCUUGAAUGAAAGAAAAGGAUCUGCUUUCUAAAUCAAAUUAAAGCUUACCUAUCAUUAUUUUUAUUGUUGUUAUUAUUACUAUUUUAUUUUUCGUAUGAAAUGCAAUAGACAGUUUCGACUUCGUUUUCUAUCCACA